Molecule: messenger RNA, 1563 nt
Organism: Helianthus annuus (common sunflower)
Lineage: Eukaryota; Viridiplantae; Streptophyta; Magnoliopsida; Asterales; Asteraceae
Exons: 2
Coding region: 821-1516 (231 amino acids)
Source: RefSeq, a predicted model, not a curated record
AACAGUUCAAUCUUUAUCUUGAUGUUUAUAUAUUUAUUUAUCUUUUGUACAUUAUAAGACCACCUGUAGUGGUGUUGAUUAGGGGCUUUUUCUUUUUCUCGAAAACGUCAAAGCACGCCCCGGUCAUGCCCCCUUUGGGCGUUUUUUUUUUCUUGGAUUUUUUGUCCUGGCGUUUUAAAAACAACGCUAAAGCCCUGGCUCGAUAUUCAAAAUUUUACUGUUUCUCAGCGGUAACUACAUUUAAUUUUUUUUAAUUUAACAUUUAACCUUAUAUAUAUUUCACUUUUUAUUCAUUUUUUUAUAAAACUUUCACCUAUGCUCUCCAUUUUUUAAAAACUUCUUCACUUUUCACCCACAAUCAUGAAUCCCUUCCGACCUCCAUUCGGUGUGCCUUCGAGACCCGGUAACCCCAACGCAUAUCGGCCGAACACCACGUAACCCCAACCGAGCUUUAACCUACAAAAGAUGGAUCCUAACGUAUUUGCGUACGCUCAAAUGUUAGCAUCGGCCGGUUCCCAACCAUUCUUUCAAGUUCCUCAAACCAUUCGGCGGUUCGCAACCGUCUCCGGAGAUAGAAACGGUACCGGAGACACAACCCGAACCCGAGCCCGUUGUCGAGGGAUCCAAACGUGGGAAAAGGUCUCACAAAAAGAAAGAUACAACCACUCCUCGUCGAAAAGGGGACUACCUAGCAUGGACGAAAGACUAGGGGUACGCGUUGGCACGUUCGUGGCUAGAUAUAUCGAAGGCCCCCGAUGUUGCAAAUUACCAAAUAUUACAGGUUUUUUGGCAAAAGAUUCGUGAAACGUUCUUUAAAGCUAUGGGGAAAGAAAAAGAUUACCGCAAAGAAUAUUCCAUUUCUAGCAAAUGGACCGAUAUCAACUCGAAAUGUCAUCAGUUUCAAGAGGUCUUUCAACGCAAUUGGGACAACAUGGAAAGUGGCCAAAACGACGCUAAUGUUAUAACAAGAGCAUUGGAAGAAUACAAUGCUACGAAAGACACUUUCACUUAUUUAAGAUGUUGGGAGCUUUUAAGAGGAAGUCCCAAAUGGGCAAACGUACCGACGAUAACGUCUAGCGUUAGACGUAAAUCAAAGCGGUCCAAAACAUCAUCGUCGGUUGACCCGGACACACCAACCUCAGAUGCUCGCAACGUCAAUUUAAAUAUUAUUGUAGACAACGAGGAAGAUUUGGAGUUGGAACAACCACCGGGUAGAAGAAGUGCCAAAAAUAAGAGAAAAAAAGCGGAGUCCUCUUCUUCUAAUCACGAAAUAUUGAAGCAAGAUUUCGAAGAGAUGAAUCGACGCCUUCAAGACAUUCGAGAUCUCGGUGAUAGGCGUUUACAAACUAUUGAGGAAAGAAACUUAGAAAACAAAAAGUUUGUCGCGAUACAAGAAUCGAGACAAAUAGAGAAAGAUAUCAAAUUUUUGUCUAAACCCAUCGACCAUCUCACAGGCGACGCAUUGAUCCUAGCCCAAAUGCGUCGGGAACAAAUCCGUCGAAAAUACGGACUCUAGCUUAUUUAUUUGUUUGGUUUUUUUUAGGAUUUAUUUUUUUUCUUAAU